Polyodon spathula (Mississippi paddlefish) is the source of this 2610-nucleotide messenger RNA. RefSeq names its product maternal embryonic leucine zipper kinase (gene melk). Gene Ontology annotation, biological process: protein phosphorylation; microtubule cytoskeleton organization; intracellular signal transduction. Bases 322 to 2295 code for a protein of 657 amino acids. NCBI's taxonomy places the organism in Eukaryota, Metazoa, Chordata, Actinopteri, Acipenseriformes, Polyodontidae. Gene Ontology annotation, cellular component: cytoplasm. The record is from RefSeq and is a predicted model, not a curated record. Gene Ontology annotation, molecular function: ATP binding; tau-protein kinase activity; protein serine/threonine kinase activity. The transcript is spliced from 18 exons.
UCAUAUCUUCUCAGAGGUUUACAUUUUUUGAAUUUGGUGCUGUAGAUAUUGUCACAUGUCUCAUGCAAAUUAAACCAAGUCAUGAGACAUUGGAUAGUCAGCUAACAUAGUGACUUGCGUUAAGUUUAAAAUCUCCAAACGCUUUUUAGUUAAGUUUAGUUAAGUGUUUGUGUCCUCAUUGCCAGUCCAAAGUGUCUGUCUUCAUUCAUGUAAAACAAGUGACGGAACCUGAGGCUUGAGAGAACACCAGAAAACUAAGAACAACAUUUCUAAUUGGUUUUCUGGAUCACUGCACUUUGUGACAGAUAACACCCUUGAACCAUGGCUUUGGAUGAGUCUGGGGAACUUCUUAAGUAUUAUGAAUUGUAUGACACGAUAGGCACAGGAGGGUUUGCAAAAGUAAAGCUUGCAAGGCACAUCCUUACAGGGGAAAAGGUUGCUAUUAAAAUUAUGAUCAAGAAAGAUCUUGGGGAAGAUUUGCCUCGUGUCAAGACAGAAAUCGAAGCCAUGAAGAAUCUAAGUCAUCAGCAUGUUUGCCGUUUGUAUCAUGUUAUUGAGACGGCUCAGAAAAUAUUCAUGAUUCUAGAGUACUGUCCUGGGGGAGAGCUGUUUGAUUACAUUAUUGCUAAAGAUCGUUUAUCUGAAGAUGAAGCUCGAAUAUUUUUCCGACAGAUUGUAUCAGCAAUUGCUUAUGUUCACAGCCAAGGCUAUGCUCACCGGGACCUCAAACCUGAAAAUUUGCUUAUUGACGAAGAUCAUAAUCUAAAACUUAUUGAUUUUGGUCUGUGUGCAAAGCCAAAGGGUGGAAUGGACUGCAAGCUAAUGACUUGCUGUGGAAGCCCAGCCUAUGCUGCACCAGAAUUAAUCCAAGGCAAAGCCUAUAUUGGAUCAGAGGCUGAUAUAUGGAGUAUGGGAGUGCUGCUGUAUGCACUGCUGUGCGGGUAUCUCCCUUUUGAUGAUGACAACGUUAUGAUUCUCUACAAGAAAAUAUCUAGAGGUAAAUAUGACAACCCCAACUGGCUUUCUCCAGGCACUGUUGUACUGCUGAGUCAAAUGAUGCAGGUGGAACCAAAGAGGCGCAUUACAGUCAAACAUCUUCUUAGCCACCCAUGGCUUAUGCAGGGCUACACAACUCCAGCCGAGUGGCAUACCAAACACCCAAUUGGUCAUAUUGAUGAGGACUGUAUUACAGAGAUGGCAGUUUGUUACAGACGAUCCAAACGGAGCAUGGUGGACCUAGUUUCAGAGUGGAAGUAUGACCAGACUACAGCAACAUACCUGCUGCUUUUGGCUAAAAAGUGCCGUGGAAAGCCUAUUCGACUGAGAUCCCUUUUUCCUGUAGAUCCACCAGUCUUCACACCAAUCCAAGAAUUUAAGUCUAAAAAAACACUGAACUUUGUUGAUGAACCAGACAGCAUGGAAGUUCCGCUAGUGUUUUGCUCCAUGGAGUUUCCUGAUGAAAAUCAUUUUAUAAAGGACUCCGUCUUUAUGCCUUUGACUCCAAGACAGCAACAGUGGCCCAAAACUCGAUCAGUGCCUGACGAUGGGGAUGAUGAGUUCCUGUCUCCCAGCAAAGAGGGAGGUUGGUCCAGCAACUUUGAAAAUAAGGAGAACGUUCACCAUUCAAAACCCAACCAAAAAACUAACAAUGCUUUUGUGCUGCCUGCUCCAAAGACCCCAUCCAGCAAGAAGAAAUCGGUUGUUCUAACAACUCCAAACUGUAACCGCGCUGCCCAUUCCAUGGCAGGAAGCAGCUACAGUUCUAAGGACACUUCUACAAAGAAAUAUACAGAGCAGCUGGACACAGAUGAGUUGGCAGUUUUGUCUUUCAGUCCAGAACGAAGGUCCCGCUCUUUGGAAUUAGACAUACACCAAGCACAACUGGACAAUAAUCAAAAGAAAAAGGGGCCAAAGGUAUUUGGAAGUCUAGAAAGAGGUUUGGACAAGAUGAUCACAAUGCUAACUCCAAGCAAAAAGAAAGGAUCCACAAAAGAGGGGCCUAGAAAAAUCAAGGCACAGUAUAAUGUGACAUUAACAAAGAGGAUUAAUGCAGAAUAUGUCCUGAAUCAGAUCAUCGGUAUCCUUCCAGAAAAAAAUGUUGAGUUUGUACAAAAGGGAUACACACUGAAAUGUAAAACCCAGUCUGAUUUUGGCAAGGUCACCAUGCAGUUUGAGUUGGAGGUGUGUCAGCUGAGCAAGCCAGAGGUAGUGGCAAUCAGGAGACGGAGGCUAAAGGGUGACGCUUGGGUGUACAAGCAUUUAGUGGAAGACAUAUUAACCAGUUCAAAAGUAUGACAGACGAGACACAAUAAUACACAAGUCUGCCUUACUCUGUAGCUAAUCUAUAUUUCACCAUUACAUGAAUUAAAAUGAUGCCUUAGUUUGUUUUAAAAAUAAAAUUAAAAAAGAAGGUAACAGAAGGUCUUUGAAUGAAUGUCUAACAUAACACAAGAAUAGAAUGUAUGUCCACGUAAUUUUCCUGUGUAUCAUGUACAAUUUUUCAAUGUUGACUUUAAUAUGUAUGUGUUUGUUUUUGUGCUGGCAAAUCUGUACACCUCAUUCUUCUGUGGGGUAUAUCGUCCUGUUUUUCAAAAUAAAUGUGUAGAUAUA